CGCACUACUCCCUCUGCCUGACAAAACCAGUUCUCACGGACGGACAGACCGCGCAAGAUGGCUAACCGGGGCUACGAUGUCGUUGUAGAUGUGGAUGCUGAGGGCGACCUCGGUCAUACCGACCUUCAGGAAGACCUCGAAUUUCAUCCUUCCAACUUCGAGAACGACCAACGCAGCGCCAAAGCGCAACAAGACUCCGCGCCUUUCCUCGGCGGAAGUUCCUCUCGUGGCCGUGACAGGUCACCCGGAGGCACGCCGACCAAGCAUACCUGGUGGUCGAUCCACUACUACGCGCAGUUCUUUGACGUCGACACGAACGAGGUCCUGCGACGAUGCGUGGCGGCCGUUUACCCUCGCAGCAACUUCCUCGAUGUCCUGGAGGGCAACGCCGACCUGUACGGCCCGUUCUGGAUCGCGACAACCGUGGUGGUGAUUCUUUUCUUGACGGGGACUAUUUCGCAAUGGCUUUCGAAUAACGACGACGACCACUUUGAAUACGACUUCACGCUGCUUUCGGGCGCGGCAGGCUUGGUCUACGGAUACACGGGCCUUCUGCCCAUCGCUUUGUGGGGUGCCUUGCGCUGGUUCGGUAGCUCCACUGCCGACCUGAUCGAGUGCUGGGCGCUGUACGGAUAUUCGAACUUGAUCUGGAUUGCGGUCGCCCUGGUUAGCUGGAGCCCCCUGACUGCUCUCAACUGGGCCCUUGUCGGGGUCGGGUUUGGCUGGACCGUCUUCUUCUUGCUACGCAACUUGUAUCCUGUCCUGAGUGCCACGGAUGCGAAGGCGAGCAAGAUCCUGCUGGUCCUGGUCAUCGUGCUGCAUGCGGGUUUCGCCAUUGCCAUCAAGAUUUUCUUCUUCGCUCACGGAAGCCCCGUUUCGAAGAAGAACAAGGACCACGACGACGAUGAUCAUGACGACAAGAGACGGAUGUUGGGGAUUUAGGAAGAUCGAUUAUUCCCCAUCUCUGUUCUUCGCUGAUUUCGUCCUCAUCGAGCGCUGACUCCGCAUCGGAUGACUUUGCUCAGGCAGCAAUGUGAGCCAUCUUGAUACAUAGUCUCCCCGGGUGCUUUGCCGUUUUCCCUUUUCCCUGUUUGUCACUGCUCUUUCCAAACUGUAUCUGUAUCCACCUUUAGUUAUAAAGAUUAUGAGGAACUUUUUGAAUUUUACAAUUGUUUGAUUGCAGCUGUUUCCGAGAGGAGCCAACUAUUAACAUUUG
Molecule: messenger RNA, 1216 nt
Organism: Aspergillus steynii IBT 23096
Lineage: Eukaryota; Fungi; Ascomycota; Eurotiomycetes; Eurotiales; Aspergillaceae
Product: Yip1 family protein
Exons: 4
Coding region: 58-942 (294 amino acids)
Biological process (GO): vesicle-mediated transport
Cellular component (GO): Golgi apparatus; membrane
Molecular function (GO): small GTPase binding
Source: RefSeq, a predicted model, not a curated record